UCUAUUUACAAUAUAAAAUUAAAGUUUAGCAAAAUUCAGAUAUUCAAAACAUGUUUUUCAUUUUUCCAGUUUCAAGUAAGAAACGCCGAGAUAUGACUAAGAGGUUACGAAAACUUGAGAAAGUGGUGUUGUACAAGAGCAAUAGUUGGAGCGUUGGUGAUGAGCUGAAAAAUAAGAAGAAUAACAACAUCAAUACUAACAAAAUUUUGAUAUCGAUCAACAUUGUUGGUAGUUCGGGACCAUUAACACUAGUGGUUAAUGAAGACGAUGUUGUUUGUGAUGUUAUUGACAAAGCUCUCAAAUCUUAUGCACGUCAAGGUAGAUUACCUGCAUUGAAAUUCAAUGCACCUGAUUAUGUUUUACAGUGCUCAAAUGAUAUCUCUGAUGCUCUAGGUCCAUCUGAACCCAUAGGAAGUUUUGGGACAAGAAAGUUUGUGCUAUCUGAGAAUCAAGCAUCAUCUACAAAGACAGAAGAAGUUGGAUCAAAGGGAAGAAAUGGUAUAUGGAAAUCAUUUAGUUUCAAAAAAAUUCGUUUCGCACUUCAUUGUGUACCUAUCGAUGGUGGUGAUAGAGAUUAAUUUUCUUCAUAUAUGCAUUUUACAAAUGUUAUGGCAUAUACUUUAAUAUAGAUGUUUGGAAUAAUGAAAAAUAUGAAUAAGAAAUAAGUGAUGAAGCAAUGUAGAGAUUGUUGUUAAAUACUUUAUUUUGGGUAUUGUUAGCUGACCAAUUUUGAUAAAAGAAGAAAAUCAGUUCGACUAAGAAACUCGUCAGAGCAGCAUCGACAGGAAGGUGAACACAUCCAUGGGUCGAUAUUUGUAGGCUUUAGUCGAAGUCGAAAUAUUUGAAUGGUGAAGACGGUCAUGGACAAUCAAAGAAUGUGGGUAGUUAUCUACAAACAUGGGGGAAGUGGACCAACACGUGUCAUCACAAGAUAGUUUCGUAACCCCCCGACAGUUACUUUUAAUUAGUAUUUAAAUAAGUGUUAGGGAAGAUUCUAAGGGUGAUAUUUUUAGCAUUUGAAGUAGGAGUAAAACUUCAAGUACCAAAGCGUUUAUGAGAAAAGAGUCAUCUCCCUACAAAUAAUGUACU
Lathyrus oleraceus (garden pea) is the source of this 1089-nucleotide messenger RNA. RefSeq lists its product as uncharacterized. The transcript is spliced from 2 exons. The record is from RefSeq and is a predicted model, not a curated record. NCBI's taxonomy places the organism in Eukaryota, Viridiplantae, Streptophyta, Magnoliopsida, Fabales, Fabaceae. The coding region runs from base 51 to 578 and encodes 175 amino acids.